GCCUUGCAGGCGUCUCUGGCGGGCUUCGCUGAGAUCCGCUCUUUCGGUGCUCGACUCGCCCGUGCUGCUAUCGCCGCCGAAGGAGGGGCAAAGCUCAAGAUGGCGGACAAAACGCCAGGCGGCUCUCAGAAGGCCAGUUCAAAGACGAGAUCAUCAGAUGUUCAUUCAUCUGGAUCUUCAGAUGCACAUAUGGAUGCAUCUGGACCCUCAGAUAGUGAUAUGCCAAGUCGGACACGACCUAAGAGCCCAAGAAAACAUAAUUAUAGGAAUGAAAGUGCCCGUGAAAGCCUUUGUGAUUCUCCUCACCAGAAUCUCUCAAGACCUCUUCUGGAAAACAAACUUAAAGCAUUCAGUAUUGGAAAAAUGAGUACAGCUAAGCGAACUUUAAGUAAAAAGGAACAGGAAGAAUUAAAGAAAAAGGAGGAUGAAAAGGCAGCUGCUGAGAUUUAUGAGGAAUUUCUUGCUGCUUUUGAAGGAAGCGAUGGUAAUAAGGUGAAAACAUUUGUGCGAGGGGGUGUCGUUAAUGCAGCUAAAGAAGAACAUGAAACAGAUGAAAAAAGAGGUAAAAUCUAUAAGCCGUCUUCAAGAUUUGCAGAUCAAAAAAAUCCUCCAAAUCAGUCUUCCAAUGAAAGACCACCAUCUCUUCUUGUGAUAGAAACCAAAAAACCUCCACUUAAAAAAGGAGAGAAAGAAAAGAAAAAAAGCAAUUUGGAGCUCUUCAAAGAAGAAUUAAAGCAAAUUCAAGAAGAGCGUGAUGAGAGACAUAAAACAAAAGGCAGAUUAAGUCGAUUUGAACCUCCUCAAUCAGAUUCUGAUGGUCAGCGUCGUUCUAUGGACGCGCCUUCAAGGAGAAAUAGAUCAUCUGGUGUUCUUGAUGAUUACGCACCUGGCUCACAUGAUGUAGGAGAUCCAAGCACUACUAAUUUAUACCUUGGAAACAUUAAUCCACAGAUGAAUGAAGAAAUGCUGUGCCAAGAAUUUGGACGAUUUGGACCGUUAGCCAGUGUGAAAAUUAUGUGGCCUAGAACUGAUGAAGAAAGAGCCAGAGAGAGAAAUUGUGGCUUUGUGGCCUUUAUGAAUAGAAGAGAUGCUGAAAGAGCUUUAAAAAAUUUGAAUGGAAAAAUGAUUAUGUCUUUUGAAAUGAAGUUAGGUUGGGGUAAAGCUGUACCUAUUCCUCCACAUCCAAUAUACAUUCCGCCUUCUAUGAUGGAACAUACGCUUCCCCCACCUCCAUCCGGACUGCCUUUUAAUGCGCAGCCUAGAGAGCGGUUAAAAAACCCUAAUGCUCCUAUGUUACCACCACCUAAAAACAAAGAGGAUUUUGAGAAGACUCUGUCGCAAGCCAUAGUCAAAGUGGUUAUCCCAACAGAAAGGAAUUUGCUCGCCCUGAUACAUCGAAUGAUAGAGUUUGUUGUACGUGAAGGGCCAAUGUUUGAAGCUAUGAUUAUGAACAGAGAAAUCAACAAUCCUAUGUUCAGGUUCUUAUUUGAAAACCAGACACCAGCCCAUGUUUACUAUAGGUGGAAGCUUUAUUCUAUUCUGCAGGGAGAUUCUCCAACUAAAUGGCGGACAGAAGAUUUUCGUAUGUUCAAAAAUGGAUCUUUUUGGAGGCCACCACCAUUAAAUCCAUAUUUGCAUGGAAUGUCAGAAGAGCAAGAAACAGAAGCUUUUGUAGAGGAACCUAGUAAAAAGGGAGCACUUAAAGAAGAACAGAGGGAUAAAUUGGAAGAAAUCUUGCGGGGAUUAACUCCAAGGAAAAAUGAUAUUGGAGAUGCAAUGGUUUUCUGUCUUAAUAAUGCUGAAGCUGCUGAAGAAAUAGUGGAUUGCAUUACUGAGUCAUUGUCCAUCUUAAAGACACCCCUUCCUAAAAAGAUUGCCAGAUUAUAUUUGGUUUCUGAUGUUUUGUACAACUCUUCAGCCAAAGUUGCUAAUGCUUCAUAUUAUAGAAAAUUUUUUGAAACAAAGUUAUGUCAGAUAUUUUCAGACCUCAAUGCCACCUAUCGUACAAUUCAAGGUCAUUUACAAUCUGAAAACUUUAAGCAACGGGUAAUGACUUGCUUCAGAGCAUGGGAAGAUUGGGCAAUUUAUCCAGAACCAUUUUUGAUCAAACUACAAAAUAUUUUCUUAGGACUUGUAAAUAUUAUUGAAGAAAAGGAAACAGAGGAUGUACCAGAUGACCUUGAUGGUGCCCCCAUCGAGGAAGAGCUUGAUGGUGCACCUCUGGAAGAUGUAGAUGGAAUUCCUAUUGAUGCUACUCCCAUCGAUGAUCUUGAUGGAGUCCCUAUAAAAAGUCUUGAUGAUGAUCUUGAUGGAGUGCCUUUGGAUGCAACCGAAGACUCAAAGAAGAAUGAGCCUAUAUUUAAAGUUGCCCCAUCAAAAUGGGAAGCUGUGGAUGAAUCUGAAUUGGAAGCACAGGCUGUUACAACUUCUAAAUGGGAAUUAUUUGACCAGCAUGAAGAAUCAGAAGAAGAAGAAAAUCAAAAUCAAGAAGAAGAAAGUGAAGAUGAAGAAGAUACUCAGAGUUCCAAAUCUGAAGAACAUCAUUUGUACUCUAAUCCAAUCAAAGAAGAAAUGACUUAUUUAUUUUUAAAAUGUUUAAUUUCACAGCUCAAAGUUAUGAAGUUUCAGGAUGAACUGGAAUCUGGAAAAAGACCUAAAAAACCAGGCCAGAGUUUUCAGGAGCAAGUAGAACACUACAGAGAUAAACUUCUUCAACGAGAGAAAGAGAAAGAGUUAGAAAGAGAACGAGAAAGAGACAAGAAAGAUAAGGAAAAAUUAGAAUCUCGCUCCAAAGACAAGAAAGAAAAACGAUCAGAGCGUUCAGAAAGAUCUCAUAAAGAGAGCUCACGGUCCAGGUCAUCUCACAAAGAUUCUCCUAGAGAUGUUAGCAAAAAAGCCAAAAGAUCACCAUCUGGUUCAAGGACACCUAAAAGGUCUAGGCGGUCACGAUCUAGAUCCCCUAAAAAAUCAGGGAAGAAGUCCAGAUCCCAGUCCAGAUCUCCACACAGGUCUCAUAAAAAGUCAAAGAAAAACAAACACUGACGUAAAUUUUUAAGAUGCUGUCAGUUAUUGGAAAUGCCAUUUGUUUUGUGCCUGAACGGUCUGUUUUUUAAAAAAACAAAAACAAAAAAUCAAAUGAAAGAGCAUUCCUGGGGUUUUUUGUUUGUUUGUUUGUGAAUGCAUGUGUAAACUCAUGAGGUAACUGCAUCUGUAGAUCUGUCAUUGUUUUAUAUUGUGUAAAUUACUUUCAUUGUGGCUAUUUCUCAAAGGUGAAAUUUUAUUGUGCUAAUGAAUUUCAUCAGAAAUGUGUAUAAUGGAUCUGCUGGCAGUAGUAAUAUUUUGUUUUAGGAUGUUGUGACUUAGCAAAAAUAGUACAGAUGUCUUCCCCCCUUUUGUAGCUUUGAAAAUUUGAAUUAGAUUUCAAAUAAAAUCUGAACAGAAAACUAUAAUGUUGUUUUUUUGCCCCGCUGGUGAUACUAAGUCCCUUAAAGUCCUACUGAGUUUCGUACUACUGUUGUGUUUCAUAAACCUGAUGCACUUUAUAAGCUCCAGUGUUAAAGUAGCUUAAGUUUUUUAUUUACAAAGAUGACUAUCCAAAUUAAGGGACCUGAAACUCCUAUUUGAUGGUUUGCUAACCAUUUUCUUUGAUAAGUUUCUCUUGGGUAAUACUAAUACCCAGAUAGCAAAAGACUAGGCAGAUAUGGCAUGGUGUUUUGUUAGUGGGAUGCCUGGAUAAAACAUUUUUUCACAGAAGCAAUAUGUAUUCCAUACAUCCAACCCAUGUUGUGAGUAACUACUUACUUUUAGGGGAAAAUUAAAUAUCUUCUUCAUUUCCUCUUCUAUCAUGAAAGAAGUUUAUUUGUAAAAGAAAUUUUCUAACAAGGUUUGGCCAUAGAAUUCUCUUGUAUGAUAGUUGACUUUUUAUAAUCUUCUGUAGGCUGUCUUUCAAACACUGGCAUCAAAAUAUUUUUUUACAAGUUUCUGUUUAAACAGCUUAGUUGGUUUCCUCCCCACCCCUCAAGAGACUUGGGUUUAGUUAUAGCUUUAAGUAAAAUUUAAAAAUAAAAUGUUUUUCAGGAAACUUAGUAUCUAAUGGUUUGUAAAUUCAAGGUGCAAAAAAUUGAUCUAAACCAUUUACAGAGUUGAACUCUAUUAUGAAAAUAAAUUUGCUACAGUAUAAGGAAGAAAUAAAACGUGUAAUGUUGGUGGUCGUAAUAUUGCUACAAUUAUAAUAAAGGGUUAUGUAGAAUUGAACUGAC
Molecule: messenger RNA, 4259 nt
Organism: Cebus imitator (Panamanian white-faced capuchin)
Lineage: Eukaryota; Metazoa; Chordata; Mammalia; Primates; Cebidae
Gene: U2SURP
Product: U2 snRNP associated SURP domain containing
Exons: 28
Coding region: 100-3042 (980 amino acids)
Biological process (GO): RNA processing
Cellular component (GO): nucleus
Molecular function (GO): RNA binding
Source: RefSeq, a predicted model, not a curated record